Trichomonas vaginalis G3 is the source of this 462-nucleotide messenger RNA. RefSeq lists its product as uncharacterized. The coding region runs from base 1 to 462 and encodes 153 amino acids. The transcript has a single exon. NCBI's taxonomy places the organism in Eukaryota, Parabasalia, Trichomonadida, Trichomonadidae. The record is from RefSeq and is a predicted model, not a curated record.
AUGAGUAAAUACUUUAAUAAGAUAUUCAAAAGUACUAAAAAAGAAAACAAUCAUGACCAAAAAGGACCCAACGAUAAAAGCAAUUCACCUGCUACUCCAGCUGUAAUCCCAAUUUUUAUUGAAACAAACAAUUAUAACGCUAUCGUUUCAAAAUAUACAGAGGAAUUACAGAAAUUGAAUAACCCACAACUUAAAGAAGUAAAUGAGUACUAUCAAGAACAGGAAAAACAAUCUAUUCUUUUAGAUGAAAACAGAGAUUCAAUACCAGCUGAUUGCGACACAUAUACAAAUCUUAUAUGCGAAAUACAGUCUCUUGACAAGGAAAUUUCGGAAAGAAAAACACAAAAUUCUAAAAUCAAUUCAAAUAUCAAAAAAUUAGAGAAAAGGCCUCAAGAAAUCCUCGAAAUUGAACAAAAGUUGAGAGAAAUAUACAAAGAUUAUCGUAAAAAGAAUAUCAAAUAA